AUGACAGAUGAGUUUCUGUUUCAAGACAAUAAGAACCAUACUGUCUGUAUAAAUCCAACAAAAGGAACUUUAAACGAGAAACCUAUAAAUGAACUUCUUUUGAAAGCAGAUGUUGACAACAAAGCUGACAAAGAAUAUGUAGACGAUGCAAUAGCAAAAGAAGAAGAAAGAGCUAACAAUGCUUAUGCAACAAAAGAACAUACUCAUCCUGAACUAGCAGACAAAACAUAUGUUGACAAUAAAAUGUCAAGUGAAGUGACAAGAGCUGAAAACGAAUAUUCUAAAAAGACUCAUACACAUUCUAUAUCUGAAAUAACAGACUUACAAGAAACCUUAAACAGUAAAAGUGCCGUUGGACAUACACAUACCAUUGCAAAUAUUACAAACUUACAAGAAACCUUAAACAGUAAAAGUGCCGUUGGACAUACACAUACCAUUGCAAAUAUUACAAACUUACAAGAAACCUUAAACAGGAAAAGUGCCGUUGGACAUACACAUACAUCUUCUGAAAUAACAGACUUAAACGUUAGCCUUGAAAAGAAAGCAGAUAAAACAUAUGUCAACGGAAUAUACCAAAGUUUGAUAGGAACAACAAAAAAUAUUGAAACUAUUGUUGGGGAUGUUUCUAUCUAUGAAGAAAAUAAAUAUUUUAGAUGGGAGUUUGUACAUUCCUUAAAAAAUGGUACACGGUGUAAACUCAUUCCGAAAAAUAACAAUGAAAUGUAUGUAAGCUAUAUAAAGAAUGAUGGAACACAAGUUAAAGUUCCAUUAGACAACAACUGCUACUUAAACUUAUAUGGAGACGAACAAAAGAAAUAUUUAAGAGUUUAUGAAAUGACAGAUAUGACAUUGCCUGACCCAGCUCCAGCACCAUAUUAUUAUGACUAUGGAGAUGACGUCAGAACACCACAUGUAGAUGAACAAAAGCUAACAUUAUAUUUAGAUUUUUAUAGAUAUAAAAUAUAUGCAAUAGAAAAAACGAGAAUAGUAUACUAUUAUGAAGAUGACAGAAAUAAAUAUUAUAGUCAAGAUUUUACCUACCCUGAAAACAUAAGAUUAUAUUAUAAAAAAUAUUCUGACACAAACCAGAAGAAACCUGAAAUAGUUGCACUAUAUUUUAAGUUCAAAAGAGACAAUCCUAUAAUGUCUCAUAUGUUUGAUUUAAUGAACCCAGUAGGUUCUAUUUAUACAUCUAUGGAAGCAAGAGGUCCUCAAGUAAUGUUUGGUGUUGGUGCAUGGGAACAAAUAGUCGACAGGUUUUUGUAUUGUGCAAACUCUUCAAAGGAAACAGGUGGAAGUAAAACGAUUUCAGGUGAAAAUUUACCUGCACACAGUCACUACAUAGAUUUAAGUACAUCUCAAGCAGGUUGGCAUAAGCAUAGAUAUUGGGAUUGGUCAGGAAUGACAAAAGGUCAAGGAUAUGAUGUUAAAGACGACGUUAAGUUUGCUAUAAAUAUUGUUACUGGGAUGACACUCAGGGAGAAGGAAACCAUACACAUUUCGUUUCAGGAUAUACCAAAACGGGACAAAGUAAAGAAUACAUGCACCUUACAUGACAGUUUACGCAUGGUAUAG
Molecule: messenger RNA, 1575 nt
Organism: Trichomonas vaginalis G3
Lineage: Eukaryota; Parabasalia; Trichomonadida; Trichomonadidae
Product: phage tail repeat-like family
Exons: 1
Coding region: 1-1575 (524 amino acids)
Source: RefSeq, a predicted model, not a curated record